AUGCCGACUCAUCCAGAAGUACUGUGGGCUCAGCGCAGCUCCGAGUCCGACGAGACCAAGAACGUCCUUUUUCUUACCAUAAACUUGCCCGACAUCAAAUCUGAGAGCUUGAAGUACGAGCUCACGCCGACUUCGCUCUCGUUUGCUGCCACGGCGGGAGCGCAGGAAGCGAGGGACUAUGAGCUCAAGCUUGACUUGUUCGAGGAGGUUGACCCCGAGCAAUCAAAGAGUCAUCUGACAAGUCGCUCGUUCACGAUAGUCCUCCGCAAAAGGGAGAAAAAGGCAGGCUACUGGCAGCGCCUCACGAAGGAAAAGAUCAAGACGACGUACAUCAAGACAGACUUUAGCAAGUGGGUCGACGAGGACGAGCAGGAUGGCGACACUACUGCAACGGCGGAUGACUUUGAUAUGGGCGGCAUGGGCGGCAUGGGCGGAAUGGGUGGAAUGGGCGGAAUGGGAGGUAUGGGAGGCAUGGGCGGAAUGGGUGGAAUGGGAGGCGGCCUCGGUGGCCUCGGCGGGGGCGCCGGCGAACCGUCAGGGGCAGCGGGAGACGACUCUGACGGCGAGGAUGACGGUGAGGGUCCGCCGCCACUGGAGGAGGCCGAGUCCAAGGCAUGA
This is a messenger RNA of Phanerochaete carnosa HHB-10118-sp, 618 nucleotides long. RefSeq lists its product as uncharacterized. Gene Ontology annotation, biological process: chaperone-mediated protein complex assembly; protein folding. NCBI's taxonomy places the organism in Eukaryota, Fungi, Basidiomycota, Agaricomycetes, Polyporales, Phanerochaetaceae. The transcript is spliced from 5 exons. Gene Ontology annotation, molecular function: Hsp90 protein binding; protein-folding chaperone binding. Bases 1 to 618 code for a protein of 205 amino acids. The record is from RefSeq and is a predicted model, not a curated record. Gene Ontology annotation, cellular component: cytosol; nucleus.